AUGGGUAAUCCGGCGGGUCCGUCUUUAGCGAAUCUAGUGAUGACCGAGAUCAUCUUUGAAUGUUUGAAAAACAUGAAAUUUGUCGUAACCAUCCUUAAACUUUACGUGGAUGAUACUUUUUUGAUUAUUCCAUCUGACAGCGUAGAUCACCUAUUGGAAACUUUCAAUGCAUACCAUCCUCGCAUACAGUUCACUGUAGAACGUGUAAAAGACAAUGAUUUAUCGUUCUUGGAUGUCAGGGUAAGAAGGAGAGCAGACGGAACGUUGAGUACACGGUGGUGCAUGAAACCUACCAGCUCGGGAAGACUGUUGAAUUAUGGAUCAGACACAUGCAGAAAAUAUAAAAUUUCCGUCAUAAAAAAUUUGUUACACAGGGGUAUCAAUCUGAGCAGCAGUGAAUUUCACCAUGAAAAUUUGAAAGAAAUAAAACAAAUAUUGGAAGUGAAUGCUUAUCCCUCUCUUCUGGUUAAUAGAAUUAUCAACGAGUACAAGCCCCCACCGAGUAGACACCAAUUGGGCGGAACACAGGAGAUACGUAGUCAUUUUAGGUUUCCUUUCGUGCCAAAAUUGUCUUCCAAGAUAUAUAACUCGAUCCGUAGUGUGUCCACAAAUUCCAGUCUGGCAUUUUACAAUCUAAAGAGUGUCAGAUCUCUCUUUUCCAAGUUGAAAGACAGAGCUGGGACUCUUGAUCGUUCUAAUGUGGUGUACAAGAUUCCCUGCGCAGGUUGUAAUAGAUGCUAUAUAGGACAGACGAAACAAUUGCUCACAAGUAGGGUCAGACAACAUAAAAAUGAUUGCCAUAAGAAGUUCAGAGAUAAAGAAGGUAAAACAGCACUGGCUUUGCACUCUAUCAGUACAGGACAUCAAUUCGACUUCCAGCAGAUUUCAGUUUUGGAUGGGGAGAAAAACUGGAUGCAAAGAAAUUUCAGCGAGAUGAUACAUAUUAAUUUGCACGAUACCGUCAAUCAUAAGAGUGAUACUCAGGGAUUACACCAAUCUUAUAAUAAUUUGAUUUCCUUGUUCAGACAAUUCAAGUGCCGUUAA
This is a messenger RNA of Coccinella septempunctata (seven-spotted ladybird), 1044 nucleotides long. RefSeq lists its product as uncharacterized. Bases 1 to 1044 code for a protein of 347 amino acids. The record is from RefSeq and is a predicted model, not a curated record. Lineage: Eukaryota; Metazoa; Arthropoda; Insecta; Coleoptera; Coccinellidae. The transcript has a single exon.